UUUGUACCCGGAGGUUUUACGGAGACGGACCGAAGCAGCAUGACGGCCGCGAAUGUUGUUGGAGACUCAAGUGUCAGAAAAGACGGUGUUACUGACGAAGAAGACAAACUGCAGGUGUUAAAAGGUGCGGCAUUUUUGACCACGGUGGCCUCGGCGGGGAUGGUUGCAGGGUUCGGCUCCACGUUGGCGCUGGCCAAGAAGAAGAGCCCGGAGUGGUUCAGUAAGGGUGUGGCAACGUCGGCCCCUGAGACCGGAGCCUCAUUGGCCCUCAGAGCUCUGGGUUGGGGCUCCCUGUUUGCCUGGUGUGGAGUGGGUCUGCUCAGCGUCACCGUGUGGAAAGCUCUCGGCGUUCACAGUUUGGCAGAGUUCAGGCACAAGAUGCAGUCGUUCUUCCCGGCCAUCCCGAAGAGCCCUGAGGCUGCGGCCGGAUCAGAGCCGCUGGACUGGGACUCUGUGUUCGGGUCCAAGUGAUCUGGGUCAGCCAGAGACUAAAACCCAGACUGAUCCGCAGCAGUUUGUACCCAGUUCUGGUGGAGUCCACCGGGCCUUGGGUUUUCAGGACAGAGACGGAACCCAUCAGUUCCUCAGGAUGUCUCCUGCUUCUGUAAAGAUUUUACAGCUGAAAACUGAAAACGUGAUGCUGGAACAAGAACCGUCACCAGAUGUAAAUAAAAAUAUUUAUUUAAAACUUUAAA
Molecule: messenger RNA, 695 nt
Organism: Girardinichthys multiradiatus
Lineage: Eukaryota; Metazoa; Chordata; Actinopteri; Cyprinodontiformes; Goodeidae
Gene: tmem242
Product: transmembrane protein 242
Exons: 4
Coding region: 40-471 (143 amino acids)
Source: RefSeq, a predicted model, not a curated record